Messenger RNA from Mercenaria mercenaria, 4511 nucleotides. RefSeq lists its product as uncharacterized. The coding region runs from base 739 to 2820 and encodes 693 amino acids. The record is from RefSeq and is a predicted model, not a curated record. The transcript is spliced from 11 exons. NCBI's taxonomy places the organism in Eukaryota, Metazoa, Mollusca, Bivalvia, Venerida, Veneridae.
AUUUACUGAUGACUUUAUACAUGAAAUCAUGUCUCAUAAGUAGAGAUAUCGAUGUGCUUUUAACAUUCUUUUCGGAUGGAUGACAUUCGGACAAACAGAAUAACAGAUAAAGUUUUUUUAUUGAUCUUCAGUACAUUUUCAAGCUUACCGCAUAAUAUAGAUUCCUUAUUAUUUAUCUGUACAUAUUUCAUUGUGAUAUCUGCACUUGACACACUAAGUUUCAAUCCUCUAGUCCAACUAUAAUUUGAUGCGAUCCUAGGAAAAUUAUAUUGAGAUAAUUUUUUCAUAUGGGCAGUAUCCCCACUUGCGUCAAACACUCAGAAGACCAAAAUAGUUGAAGCAGUUUCCGAUAAAAUUUUCAUGGCUGCCUACGCUUUACAUGCUAUAGGUUUAAAUGCCAAUUAUUUCACAAAUUGGCCAUAAAUUCUGUAGCAGUGUGUAUAUAAUGUAUAUAAUUAGUCUGUGAUAUCGGUUGUCCGAUUAGUUCAGUUGGUAGAGCAUCUGACAUUCAAGUAGAAUUUGAAAAUUAAGGUCGCAGGUUUGAGUCCUGUAUCGGGCUGCACAUUUUUCCGCUCGUAUUACAUUGGUGCCUUGAGUGUGGUGACUAGCCUUGGAAGUUGGAAUCCUAGAGCUAUAUAUGGCUGGGUUAGUCAAAAGAAUCUGAGUUUGUCUUCGAAAAAAGGAGGGAGGAAUGUAGCAACUUUAGGCAAGGAAUUUGUUACACAGUAGCCUUAAAUAAUGUCCGUUUUAAACAAGAUCAGAAGUCCAUCCAAGAAUCACUUUGUUCUGUUACUCCUGUGCGCUGUGAUAGGAUACCUUAUGCGAUCUCAUGACACAUAUGAACUGCGACCAGUGUGGCGGAAAAGAGCCGAGUAUCAUCAUUUUCAGAAUAAGAAAUUUCCAUCGAAGGCAGAACAACUUCCGGCACCUGUAAUAACAGACCUAGAUAGUGAUGGAAUGAAUGAUAUUAUAUUGCUCACCAAUGAUUUAAAAUUAAGUGUUAUGACAUUGCCAGAUCCUGUAGGGAAGGAUGAAGAUGAUAAAACAUUACCGCAUGUUGUUGUUAGGCACAAAGUUGUGUUGCCACAGGCAAGCAAUGGAAGUCAGGAUCAACCGUCAGGCUGGCCUGUUGCCAUGGUUACAGGGUUUACUGUUCCGUACAUGUCUAUGAUGCAGAUAAGACAACAGGUAAUUGUCAUAGUAACAAAUACUUGGUGGGUAUUCUGUUAUUCCUCAGACCUUACCUUACUGUGGCAAAAACAACUGCUUGACUUUAAAGAACAGUUUGACAAUUAUUAUGUGAAAUCAAUGGGAGCUAUUGUAACAUCACACUCCGUAAAGAAAUCUGAUGAAGGUCUGAUUAUUGUUGGUGGUAGCUACGCUCAUAAAGAACAUGCCAAGAAACAAGAGGAGAAACCAAAGACAGAAAACAGUAAUGAGAAUGGCACGGAGCCAGAGAGUGAGACGCAUACUGAGCACACCGUGGAGGAGAAUACAUUCACACAUUUCUCAACAUUUGCACUCAGUGCUAAAGACGGAACGACAAGAUGGCAUCAUCUCCCAGGAGAAUUUGGUGAACAGGAAACUAAAAAAGAGGAGGAGACCCAGGAACAUCACUGGAAGUUGAGUCUGAAACGUCACAGACUGCAUAUUGGUGAGUCACCCUGGACUUACUAUAAACAGGAACUCUACAAAUCAUUGCCACAUUAUUGGAGAUCGGUGCAAGAUACAAAGUUUUCACUAGGUCGUUACCAAAAGAAGGUAGAUGAGAGUAUGGCAACAGAGGAUGAUGAUGAUGUAACGGAGGUUGAACCAACCAAAUCAGCACUUGAUCCUAAACACCUUAUUGGUUAUGCAUAUGGAGGACAGAGACCUCACAGCGAUGAUGAACAUAUAGCUAACCCAAACGCUGUUGUAAUCAACCAUCAGAAUGGUGUCGAAGUGCUGAAUAUUCUUACGGGACGUCCCAUUACACGUCUUCAGCUCCCAGAUGAUAGUGCAGUCUAUGGGCUAAUGGAUGCAGAAAAUGAUAUAAAGAAACUGUCAUGGGGUGAACAAGAGAAUUUUAGUCCAUGUUUCCUGGAGAUCUGGCGAAUAUAUCCAAUAAAAGAAAACUUGGAAAGAUUUCCAGUCUGUAUGACAAAACGAUUAUUUUUCACCACCAACUGGGUGUAUGAUGAGGACAUGUAUAUCAAGCUGCCUCCACUCAUCAUGAAAAGUGUAGCAAGGAAAUCUGGAGUUGUAAGACAUUUGCUGGGCCACCAUCUACGGAAGGUUGAUGAUCAGUAUGACCUGAUAGCACUCGGCAGUAUGGGAAGAAUCACUUCAGUCGAUAAAAAUGGAGACCUCAACUGGCAGACCCAGAUUGAAGCAAGUUGGGAUUCUGUUGCCAUGACAAUACGCAAGAUGAAGAAAGGAGAGUGGUCGGAGCUUUUAGAAGAGUUCAAAAAUUCCUUUCAACCGGACAGGAGUCUGAUGUCACUGCAGAUUUAUGGGGAAAAGUUAAACAUGCUGGUUGUUGGAUGGCAAGGUAUCAGCUUGAUGGAGUUAACAGAGGGUAGAAUUCUAGCUCAACAUUCCACACCGUGCCCCUCAACAGGGCCUCUUGUUGUAGGGGACUUCAAUAAUGAUGGUUACAAUGAUGUGAUAUUUACUUGUAAAUCUGGGUAUAUUGGAUUUAGUUUACAUCGCCAGUCUAAUCAUACCUCAACUCUGCUGUAUGGUGUAACAGUGUUCCUUAUAAUUAUUGUAAUAGCCUGGGUUCUCUCCCCUGAGAGGCAAAAAUCACAAGAAGACAGUGAUGCUGAUGAUUCUAGCUGAUCACCUGGUAUAUUACAGACUGCAAUAGUAUCUUUAAAAAAAUGGGGGUGUACACAAUUUUAUUGUCUAUUUGAGUAUAUAAUACAAGGUAAACUGCAUUGCAAAAAAGGACACAUUUUUUUGUGUACACUAUGUUUAUCUGUAAUAAUUUGCAAAACACUACCAAGUCAGUCUUUGCAAAUAGAACUAGGUGGAACAGUAGAAAGUGGACAAGAAUUAAGGAUAAAGCCGAGGAACAGACAACUGGAAGUUUGUUCUACGGCACGAUAAAGGUUUUGGCUUUGUUAAGCAAGCCAAGUUUGAAGAUAAAAAAAGUGUUCAUAUUUUGGACUGUUAUUUAUGUGCUAAUGGAUAUUUUAAUGCAAGUUUUUCUAGAAGAAAAUUAUGUCAAAUUGCAGAGUUAACAACACAUAUACAUUGCAGUAUAUGUAGAAGUUAUUUGUUUAGUUAAACAUAAUGGUAGUUGAGUUUGUAUUUACAGAUCUGACAUAAAGUGUUUAUGUUAAAAGAUGAAAUGCAUGUUUAUUUUGAAAAAUGAACAUUUUUAAAUUGGCAAAAAGAAUAAAUUUUUUGUCCAAAAAGAAAAUCUGAAAUUAACCAAAUUUCUUUAGCAGCAUUACAUCAACCUUCAGCUUUUAAUAUGACUGAAAAAUUAUACAAUGUAUACAUGUCUUACUUUCCAUGUUUUUUUCUAUGCGGAUUUAUUUUUCCAGUUGGAACAGACUUUCCUUACACACUUCAGUACCAUGGGUGUUCUUUUCUGUAUUGUAGCAUGUAUUUCAAAAUGUGAAGCUCUGUUGAAUGGAGCAUGUUCAUAAAAUGCAUAUAGUAAAAGCGUGUUUCUUUUAAAGACAGAUGAUGUAAAACAUUAUUUGUCCAGAAAUAUGUUUACAGUUCUUGAAAAUGUCCAAUUAUAACAGUUCUAUUAAAGGAAAGAACCGUGUAUAUAGAAAUACCUCCAGGCAGACAAAGUAAAAUUUCUUUAGGAACUUAAAACUAUAGGUGUAUUAAAAUCAAAGGAUGCAGGCAGGGUUAGUGAAGUUAUCUAUAGUUGCAGAGUAAAAUAAGACUAGCACCAGUCUGUCUUUUCCUGUGUAUUGAAUGGUACUUACCUUAGUGUCUUCUUUUCCAUAAACUUUGAAAUAACACAAUUGAUACAUUAAUUAAAUCAUUAACUCAAUUUGCUUCCCUGGUGCAAACAGGAAGCAAGUUCAGACCAAUUUUAGUCACAUCACAUUCAACAUGUUAAAAUCAAAUCAGUUUUUUCUUAUUUUAUUCUAUGUCAUUGAUGACUGUGUGCUUUUCAUUUUUCAUCCAGAUAUAUGUUCAGUUUUAUUGUGUGGUAUGUAAUUGUUGUUGAUUUGAGUAUGUAAUUGUCGAUUUUUUGCCAUGACAAACAUGGUUUCAUAAAUCAUUGCCAUGAUAACAUGGUUUCAUAAAUCAUUGCCAAGAUAACAUGGUUUCAUAAAUCAUUGCCAUGAUAACAUGGUUUCAUAAAUCAUUGCCAUGAUAACAUGGUUUCAUAAAUCAUUGCCAAGAUAACAUGGUUUCAUAAAUCAUUGCCAUGAUAACAUAGUUUCAUAAAUCAUUGCCAAGUGUUUAUUUAUUCACAGGUACCAAAUAUUUUGAAAAUUGUUCUUAUAUUGAUGAUGUGUUGAAAACAGAUCAAAAAAAAAUAUAAAAUAAACAUG